AGAAGAUGAGCGAUGGCAAUAGAACACAAAGCCGGCAGUGAGGACUUUGACACCGUUUUUGUCGACUCCGUGGAGCUGUCGUCGUCAUACCAUGACCGUAACUGUCGUGUGUUCAAAAUCAUAGUCAUAGGUGACACCAGCGUGGGGAAGACGUGUCUGACUUACAGGUUCUGUGGCGGUUCUUUUCUGAAGAACCCCGAGGCGACCAUUGGCGUUGACUUCAGGGAGAAGACGCUCGAGCUCGACGGGGAGGUCAUCAAGUUGCAGAUAUGGGACACGGCGGGCCAAGAGCGUUUCCGGAAGAGCAUGGUGGACCACUACUAUCGCAGCACCCACGCCGUCAUCUUCGUGUAUGACGUAACCAGUCUGGUCACCUUCCAGAGCCUCCCCGAGUGGAUCGAGGAGUGUGGGCGUCACUCUGUGGGGCCCCUGGUGCCCCGCGUAGUGGUGGGGAACAAAUGCGACCUGAGGGACCGCCGUGAGGUUCCCACAUCGGCGGCCCAGUGCCUCGCGGACACACACAACAUGCCCCUGUUUGAGACCUCUGCCAAGGACCCCACCGAGGAGGAAAAUGUGGAUGCCAUUUUCCUGACUUUGGCCUACAGACUGAAGAGCCACAAACCUCUAAGACUGAAGCAGCCCACUGCUGAGGGUGACGUCAGGUAUCGGUGGAGGCCCAAAAAGCAGGAGGCGGGAACUUGUCAAUGCUGAUAAGCCCCGCCUCCACAACAAUACUAUAUACCUUAAUCAGUCUGCUGUUAGGCACAGGCUGGCAAGUUUGCACUAUAUUUCAAUUGAAAUGCAUGGCCACAUAUACAAGUGUAGCAAAUAUACAGUAUGUUUUUAGAUAUUUUGUCAAAAAAUAUAUACUGUUGGGUGCACUUUAUUUUUUAUUAUGUAAAGAUCUGAUAUGCAGACAUAAAGUAUGCUGCAAAUCGUUAAAAAAUUAUUUUUUUUUACGUUUUUCAAUGUCAUUUCCAUCAAUAUACAUUUUUCAUCCAAACAUAUAGGAUGAUAGCUAUAUUUGUCAAUUACUCACUGUGAUUAAUGGACAAAAAAACCCAAUAACCUUGAAUUACAGACAUUUCUUUGAAAUUCAUCAAAUGCCACAAAGUGACAUGAUGUGGAUUUUCUGUGCAAGUGAUUCUUCUCUUGCAU
Messenger RNA from Doryrhamphus excisus (bluestripe pipefish), 1158 nucleotides. RefSeq names its product ras-related protein Rab-33B. Gene Ontology annotation, molecular function: GTPase activity; GTP binding. NCBI's taxonomy places the organism in Eukaryota, Metazoa, Chordata, Actinopteri, Syngnathiformes, Syngnathidae. The record is from RefSeq and is a predicted model, not a curated record. Gene Ontology annotation, biological process: Rab protein signal transduction.